AUGGCUGGACGUAUUCCCUCACCACCUGGGGCUGCGGAAUAUGUUGUCUCAAGGCCUGUAACUGAACUGCCAGCUGACUUGCCGAGUGUGAUCGCAAGAUGGCGUGAAGAGGGAAGCCAGCUGGACGGUGAAAAUCUGCCAUCUUCCGAAACAACCAAACCGGAGCUACCAGAAGGGGAGGCAGGUAGCCUGCUGGCUGAUAAACGCCCCCCCCGUAGUCGUCCGGGAACCAGUCGGCAGCAGUCUAAACCAGCCGGACUCCGCAAAUCUCGGAUGAAGUAUAGGCUAACACUCCAAGACAUCAAUCGGGCAGGGACUCGAGAUGCGGCUAUUGCCGAUGAAUUAUGGGAUAGGAUCGAUGAUAGCUAUAACGCUCAAGAAGAGGCAGCAGACAACGCAUCACGCAGAGCCUGGUCGAGAACUGGCGAGAAGUGGGUGGCCAGCUGGAUGAUGGGGGCAUACCACGGUCUCGCUGUAGUCGUCUAA
Messenger RNA from Aspergillus tanneri, 486 nucleotides. RefSeq lists its product as uncharacterized. The transcript is spliced from 2 exons. The record is from RefSeq and is a predicted model, not a curated record. Lineage: Eukaryota; Fungi; Ascomycota; Eurotiomycetes; Eurotiales; Aspergillaceae. The coding region runs from base 1 to 486 and encodes 161 amino acids.